This is a messenger RNA of Planococcus citri (citrus mealybug), 2587 nucleotides long. RefSeq names its product zinc finger protein on ecdysone puffs-like. The coding region runs from base 157 to 2310 and encodes 717 amino acids. The transcript is spliced from 13 exons. The record is from RefSeq and is a predicted model, not a curated record. NCBI's taxonomy places the organism in Eukaryota, Metazoa, Arthropoda, Insecta, Hemiptera, Pseudococcidae.
AUUGUUUGAUUUUUGUGUUGAACGCGCAAUGGUGGUCUUUCUUCGAAGAUUUUCGUAAAUUAUUUCAUUGAGUUGGUGGUUUUUUGUGUUUUUAUUAUUUAACGUUUGAUUUUAUUAAUUAUUCAGUGUAAAAUCUACUCCACCUGAUACCAAAUAAUGACCUUCAGAGGGUCAAGCAGGGGUUUUCGAUCACCCAGAGGAACCCGUGGAUCGUUCCGAAGCCGUGGUACAUUUCGAGGACGUGGUCAAGGAUCGAACUCUUACUAUGAAUCUAAUAAUCGAGGCUCGUUCAACAACAAUAGAGGAUCUUUUCGAGGCGGGUCUAGUUACCGAGGCAAAAACGAUAGCUAUGAGUCUCGAGACAGCAGCAGUAGCAGUAAAUAUAGUGGCGAUCGUUAUUCGAGCUCACACAGUCGAAGAGAAGAAGGUAGCCAUCAUCAUAGAGAAGUGAAAGAGUCCGCAUCCGGAUCGUAUGGAAGAGAUCAUAGUCGUCGCGAUGGUGAACCGGAACGUAAACGAGUACGUUCGGAGAUCGGAAGCUCGAGCUCGUACAAAGAGGGUAUAUCACCUCGUAGAUCGUACGACGACCUAGAUCAUUCCAAUCAUUCGAGUCGCAGCUAUUCUAGCACCGGUUCGCCAUACCGAUCGGAAUCUAGCUCGUUUGCCAAAUCGCAUCAUCAUCGUUCGAAGGAAUACUCGGAAUUUAAAAAACCUCUACCACCGGCGCAGGACUCGAGCUAUCGCGGAUCAUCGUCCAGAGGAUUUCGUGGCAGAGGUAUCACUAGAUCGACAACGGCCAAUCGAAUGAGUAGAUCGACGACGGUCAAUCGAAUGAGUAGAUCAUCGAUGGCGCCUUCGUAUGUGAAACGUUCUGCUGUCGGACGUAUAAGUACUAGAUUGAGACCGACCCCUAUGAGCCGCACGCAACAGUUAUUACGAAAAAAGAAACAGAUUCGUUUGAUGAGGAUUCGAAAAUUAAAUGAAGCUCGUGGCCGACCCUCGAAGAGUGAUAAACCUAAUGAAAAUAAUACUACUUUUUCGGAAGAAGAAGAUUUAGACAACAUGGAAGUGGAAGACGAAGAAAUGGUGGCCGAAGAAUUAGACCAAUCGAUGGCCAAAAGUGAAAGCAGCGUAAAAGUAGAAGGUUCGGGUGAAGAGAAGAAAUCAGAUAGUAAAAAAUCCACCCCUGUUAAAAAGGAAGCUGCGUCGGAGAGCGAAUCUCCGAAGAAAACUGAAAGAAAACCGAUAAAUACGUUUCACAAGGAUCAUAUUGCGUUGAAAUGCCUCCAUUGUAAAAUCGAAUGUUCAACGUUCAAAAGAUACGCGAUGCAUUUGAACUCGUACAGACACAAGACGUCGAUGGAUUCGGUGCUGUACGACUCGAAACAGAAAUUGAGAAAGAUGCGAGCCGAGCAACGUAAUCAGCAACGUGUUAUCGACGAGAAAAACGACGAUUUUGCGAAAACUUCGUAUUGUAGAUUAUGUAAACUGAACUACAAACAGACCAAACAGGAACAUUUCACUUCCGAUCAUCAUAUUAAUCUGAACGAAUUUUUGAAUCCGAGAUGCUCAGUAUGUCAUUUAUCGUUCGAAACGCCCAUUCUAUACGAACAUCACAAAUGUACUUUGAAUCAUAUCAAGCGUAAAGCAUUCCUCGAGAGAAAAGGAGCAGAUGUAAAAGACGGCGAUAAAGAUGAAGAGAAUAACGACGAUGAUAACUUUAUGGUACUGGAUUCAGUCGGUUCAGCUGACGAAGAGUCCGGUGACGAAACGCAACCGGCUGAUGAUACGAGCGUUGUCGACGACGAUGAAACCAAAGCUAAAUCAGCACCGGCUAAGAAGAAGAAAUUACCCAAAGUUGUCGGAGCGGAAUUCAUUAAACGAGUACCGGUGUAUUAUUGUAAAUUGUGCCGUCUUUGUUUACCGUAUAAUCCGAACACGCUGCAGGAAGAUUUGCUUUUAGCUCAUUGCAGAGGACGGUUCCAUUUGAAAUUAUUUUCAACCGAGAAACUAAGAAGAACUAAACAAGAUGCGACUAAAUCGAAGAAGAGUAAACUGAAUAAAUCCGGAUUACCGAAAGAUGUUUCGGAAAACAACACCGAAGACACGAACGCCAGUACCGAAGUUGACGAUUCAAGCGCUUGGGACGAUACAGAAGGCGAUCAUCAGAAAUCAUCGGACGACGAAGAAGCCGGUAACCGUUUCGAUAGAUUUGGACAUAGCGAAGAACUCGAAAACGCUACCGCUGCCGUUAAAUCUGAGACGAACGAGAGUAACGGUGCGAACGAAAGUAUUGCCACGCAAGCGUGAGAUGUUCGUAUCGAAAUACCAUAUUUAUUCGUUGGAGAAGAAUAUACUUUUUUAUACAAUAUGUUUUAUUUAUGUAGAAUUUCUAGUGUUAGGUUGGAAGCGCGUUAUAUAUUGUAAAGUUAUACGAUUGUUUCUCAUAUGUACGAGAUACGUGCGUUCUUGUAAUUUAUGUUUGAAAAGUGAUGUUUGUUUAGUAACAGACUCAGUGUAUAAUGUAGUGAUAAUUUAACUGGUUUGAUGAUGUCGUAUUUAUAUAAUAAACUAUUAUAUUAGUGUC